GGCUCCGGGGGUCCCAGCCAAUCCGGCCGGGAGGGACGUGUUUUUCCUGGGCUGGGACCCUCGAGUCUCAGAAGCGAGGGGUUCCCCGGACGGAGCCACAAGCACAACUGAUCCAGUGACCCGCUGACAACAGCCUGGAGCCGCCGCCUUCGUGGAUGUUGGGUAUUGAUUGCCCAAAGCCCUGCAAGGAGAGAUGGCCAACGCCACCCUUCGACCCGCGCUUCCCCAAGCAGAACCAGACCCGUAACUGCUACCAGAUCCUGGAUUACCAUCCCUGCGUCAAGAGGAUGAACCGCCGCGGGAAAAGCACACAGCCCUGCGAGUAUUACUUCUGCGUGUUCCACGCGCUGUGCCCCAUGAGCUGGGUGAGCGGACAGAAGGGCAGCGCACAGACGGGCCGGGCGAGGGUGGAUGGGCCGGCUGAGUUGAGUACGCGCCCGCUCCGCACCUUCCUCGCUCCUACCCCCCCACCCCAGGUGCAGCGCUGGACCGAGAUCAAGGACGGGACUUUCGCUGGCAAAAUCUAACGGCCUGAGGGCGGCUUCUCCGAGGGAUCAGUAUCAGUGUCAUCACCCCCGAUUCUCUCGUCUUCCGGAGAAUGGGCCCCACCACCCCAAACCCCGCCCCAUCUUUAAGCCGCAAAUAAAGCUAUGUUAUUGCUGAUA
Eubalaena glacialis (North Atlantic right whale) is the source of this 665-nucleotide messenger RNA. Its product is annotated as cytochrome c oxidase subunit 6B2. Gene Ontology annotation, cellular component: mitochondrion; respiratory chain complex IV; mitochondrial crista. NCBI's taxonomy places the organism in Eukaryota, Metazoa, Chordata, Mammalia, Artiodactyla, Balaenidae. The record is from RefSeq and is a predicted model, not a curated record. Bases 156 to 527 code for a protein of 123 amino acids. The transcript is spliced from 3 exons.